AAAGAUAAGGAGAAGUCGCCACGUCAUCAAUGGAAAGAACACAAAAACGAAUCUCUGUGGCUCCCUCUUCUUCUUCCUCCAGUAAAACUUCGAUGACAUUCAAAACAUUGUGAAUUUCAUAUUUUACCCUUCUCCGGAAUGGCUAAUCACUCUCGGCCUCACAUCUGUCAGUGUUUGACACGGCUAGCUUCCGUCAAACGGAACGCCGUCGUCACAGUAUACGGUCACCGGAGACGCACCGGCAAGGAGUUCGUCAACGGCGUACUGAGCCUCGCCGCCGGACUGAUUCGUCUCGGCCUCCGCAACGGCGAUGUCGUUUCUGUUACUGCUCUUAACAGUGAUUUGUUCUUGGAGUGGUUAUUGGCUGUUGCAUUGGUUGGAGGAGUAGUUGCUCCUUUGAAUUACAGAUGGAGCUUGAAAGAAGCAAAGAUGGCAAUGCUGCUAGUAGAACCUGUGCUUUUGGUUACUGAUGAGACAUGUGUCUCUUGGUGCGUUCAUGUUCAGAAUGGAGAUAUACCUUCCUUGAAAUGGCGUGUGUUGAUGGAGUCUACUUCAACAGAUUUUGCAAAUGAUGAUAAUCAGUUUUUGACAGCCGAGAUGCUUAAACAGCGUACGCUGGUGCCUUCCUUACCAACGUACGCUUGGGCUCCUGAUGAUGCUGUUGUGAUAUGCUUCACCUCUGGUACAACGGGAAGACCCAAGGGUGUCACCAUAAGCCACUUGGCUUUCAUCACACAGUCUCUAGCUAAGAUUGCUAUUGUUGGCUACGGUGAGGAUGAUGUGUAUUUGCAUACAUCACCAUUAGUUCAUAUUGGUGGUCUGUCAUCAGCUAUGGCCAUGCUAAUGGUUGGAGCUUGCCAUGUUCUGCUGCCCAAGUUUGAUGCCAAAACAGCCCUUCAAGUUAUGGAACAAAACCGUAUAACUUGCUUCAUCACCGUCCCAGCUAUGAUGGCUGAUCUUAUUCGUGUCAACAGGACAACGAAGAAUGGAGCUGAAAACCACAGCGUGAGAAAGAUACUAAAUGGAGGUGGAUCUUUAUCAACCGAACUCCUUCAAGAAGCUGUAAAAAUAUUCCCAUGUGCGAAAAUACUUUCAGCAUAUGGGAUGACAGAGGCAUGCUCUUCGCUGACCUUCAUGACUCUCCAUGAUCUAACACAAGAGUCUUUUAAGGUGACAUAUCCUUUGGUUAAUCAACCGAAGCAAGGCACAUGUGUUGGCAAGCCUGCACCUCAUAUCGAACUGAUGAUUAAACUCGACGAAAAUUCAUCGAGGGUCGGGAAAAUUCUAACUCGCGGACCACACACAAUGCUUGGAUAUUGGGGUCAUAAACUUGAUCAAGAAAGUGUUGAAUCAUCAGAAUCCAGAAGCAAUGAAGCUUGGCUUGACACAGGUGAUAUUGGAACCUUUGAUGAGUUUGGGAACUUAUGCCUUAUAGGUCGGUCCAAUGGCCGAAUCAAAACUGGAGGCGAGAAUGUUUACCCCGAAGAGGUCGAAGCUGUUCUAGUAGAGCAUCCUGGGAUUGUUUCUGCCGUGGUGAUAGGUGUCAUUGAUGCUCGUCUUGGAGAGAUGGUUGUUGCUUGUGUUCGUUUACAGGAGAAUUGGAUAUGGUCUGAUGUUGAAAACCCCAAACGAAGUUUCCACUUGUCAAGUGAGACACUCAGACAUCAUUGUAGAACACAGAACCUAACCGGGUUUAAGAUACCGAAGAGGUUUGUCCGAUGGGAGAAGCAGUUUCCGUUGACAACAACUCGGAAAGUGAAAAGAGAUGAAGUUCGAAAACAAGUUAUUGUCGUUAAGGAUAAUGAGAAUCCGAAUGUUGAUCUUCUUGAGGAUUUAGAUUCCUACUUGGAUGAUUUAAACAAGAGGGGUUAACUGUUUCAAGAAGAUUCGCUAGUGAACACAGGGAAUGUUAAAUGCAGUCAAGGCUGAGGCUGUUGGAAAGUUAGUUCAUAAAGAUAAAGCGUGUAA
Messenger RNA from Arabidopsis arenosa, 1968 nucleotides. Lineage: Eukaryota; Viridiplantae; Streptophyta; Magnoliopsida; Brassicales; Brassicaceae. The record is from the annotation of a GenBank genome assembly.